Molecule: messenger RNA, 1512 nt
Organism: Emericellopsis atlantica
Lineage: Eukaryota; Fungi; Ascomycota; Sordariomycetes; Hypocreales; Bionectriaceae
Product: CUE domain protein
Exons: 2
Coding region: 1-1512 (503 amino acids)
Biological process (GO): ubiquitin-dependent protein catabolic process
Cellular component (GO): cytoplasm
Molecular function (GO): ubiquitin conjugating enzyme binding; ubiquitin binding
Source: RefSeq, a predicted model, not a curated record
AUGUGGAGAAACGUCAUCGCCGACGUGGCUGCCCCGGCCCCCAACCCCUCGCUAUCAGUGAGCUACGAGAACAAAGCUUACCCCAAGGGUCGCGAGUCUUCUUAUCCGGAAGCAAAUACAAUCGUUCUAUCAGUCUUCGGUUCUCUCAUAUAUUGUAGAUCGAGACCUGGACUGCUCAUCAUGGCUGGCCCAACGGAAACGCCGAACAAACGACAGUCGUACAGUGGCGGCGCCGAGUCGCCCACGACAGUUCGACCUUUCGAGAUGGAUGACGACGAUGUACAGGACUCUGGCGUGCUCUCCCCUGAUGGCAACACUACCUCCAUCAGCGCGGCAACCGCCACGAAUACAGCUGCGAACACCUCCACCGUCGCAACACCUCCAGCGCCGACCGUCACAGACGAGGAAGAGCCGGCUCCAGCGAAGCCUCCGAGGCCAAUGACCGAAGCGCAAAAGAACCAACAAACUCUCAAGGAAGCCUUCCCCAGUAUUGAUAUGGGCGUUAUCAAGGCUGUCUUGUCUGCAAGUGGCGGGCGCGUGGAACCAGCUUUCAACGCCUUGCUUGAGAUGACCGACCCUGAUGCAGUCACAAGGGAACCCCCAGAGGAGGCGGCAGCGGCGCCCCCUCCACAGCCCCCUCGUCCUCAGGGCGGACGGCAGAUAUCCCAGCUGGAGGCCGAUGAACUAUACGCACGGCAACUGGCUGACCACUUCGACAACGUUGGUGCUUACGAAAACCGCACUUCCAGUCGCAGCAGACAACAGCGCCAGGAACGCGGGAGCGAGGAGGACAAGGAGUACAGUUUCAUAGAGGACGACCUACCCCAGAUCCGCGAUAACCUGCGCCAGGGGUUCUUCGAAACGCAGACCAAGGUCAACAGCUGGAUUACUACGAUGAAGAAGCGUCUGGAAGAGCAGUUUGACGAGUCUGACGAUCAACCUCAGCGUCCAGGCCACCGCACAGGGGAAUCAAGCCGUAGGAGCGGUGACUAUGACGCGGAUCCCCAGGUCCUCAGCGAUGAUUUCGCAGGCAUGCGCUUCACUCAGGAUGGUAGUAAGCAAUGUCAAGAUAGAGCCAGCACGAGACAAGGAGCUAACAUGGCAGCACCCGCCAACCGAUCUCAGAGCAACAUUUACCGUCCACCAUCUCACUCACCUCGCCCGACGUCCAAGUCGCCCCGUCCGAAUGAUGGCCGUAGAGUGGGAUUCAAGGAAGAGACGGAAGAGAUCAGCAUGUACGACACGUCACCCAAGGUGCCGCCAAAGGACAACCCGCCUGUCAAGGCAAGCAAAUGGCAGCCAUUGUCAACAGUUGAGCCGAGCCCGAUUGGUGACAACGACCCCUUCAGCUUGGGAGACAGCGAGGACGAGAAGGAUGCCAAGGACACUGCUAAAGACAAGACAAAGGAUAAGAACGACGAAGACAAUGAACGUCUGAAGAAGGCAGCUGCAGAAGCCAUGGCGGAUGAUCUGGUUGCCCCUGGGAGGGAGGGAGGAAGUUCCAAGAAAUAA